Messenger RNA from Ananas comosus (pineapple), 1143 nucleotides. Its product is annotated as myb-related protein Zm1-like. The coding region runs from base 62 to 952 and encodes 296 amino acids. The record is from RefSeq and is a predicted model, not a curated record. Lineage: Eukaryota; Viridiplantae; Streptophyta; Magnoliopsida; Poales; Bromeliaceae. The transcript has 3 exons.
AUAAGUUAUUGCUUUUGCUAAAGAAAGAGAGUGGGCAUCACACUACAAGUACGGUUGGGUCAUGGGCCGAGGCCGAGCACCGUGCUGCGAGAAGGUCGGGCUAAACAAGGGAUCGUGGACGCAGGACGAGGACGCGAGGCUCAUCGCCUAUAUUCAGAAACACGGUCAUGGAAAUUGGCGCGCUUUGCCAAAGAAAGCCGGCUUGCUGCGAUGCGGGAAGAGCUGUCGUUUGAGGUGGAUCAAUUACCUUCGGCCCGAUAUCAAGCGCGGAAACUUCACCAAAGAAGAAGAGGAAAAACUAAUAAAGCUACAUGAUUUGCUCGGAAACAGAUGGUCGAAAAUUGCUUCUUUUUUACCGGGGAGAACCGAUAACGAGAUCAAGAACAUAUGGAACACGCACAUAAAGAAGAAGAUUGCAUCGAAAGAGGCAUCGAUCUUGUCCUCCUCGUCUACACCUCGUUCUCGUGGCCUACAAAGUGAGGCCAAUCGAGAGAGCGAGAGCGAGCAUGCGGACCGAAGCUUAGACACUUCGUCCUACUCGUUCGACAAGCUCGACGCGCGCGUCGAGCCCAGCAUCAACAUGUCGGACAUGUCUCGUUCCUCUUCGUCGAGUUCUUUGGCCACGAACAACCACACAGGAAGAGAAGAGGAGGCGGACGCGACGGAGGGGAAUUCCUUGGCGAUACCCGACGUACUAAUCGAUCCCGAGCUGAUUUGGAGCAUCAUGGAGGACUACGACACAAAAAUGCAGAGCGCGCAAGUAGGAGCGGAGGGUAAAAGAUUCGGGAAAGAAGGCGAGAGGAGCAGAGAGUGGUUGGAGGACAUAGAGAGGGAGCUUAUGUGCGACGGCCCUUCGUGUGAAACGGAGGGAGAUCCAAUAAGCAGUUAUUUUCAGAUGGAGCCAUCAUCUCCUUCCCCUUUGAAUCUACAUGAAGUUGACAUGAUGCCUUGAUUCAAUGUAAUCAAAUGAGAAGUAGGUUUAGAUGACACACAAGGGCCUUUUCUUGAGAGGGUCUCUUCUUAAUUGUAAAACUUAUUAUUGGAGGGUGCUGGGGCACCACCUCCUAAACUCUAAACCAAGGAGUCAACCUUAUUGGUGAUUUAAUUAAGUGUAAUGUAAUAUAUUAUUAUUAUUAUUAUAGC